Aspergillus candidus is the source of this 4860-nucleotide messenger RNA. RefSeq names its product ATP-binding cassette glutathione S-conjugate transporter YCF1. The coding region runs from base 113 to 4750 and encodes 1545 amino acids. Gene Ontology annotation, molecular function: ATP hydrolysis activity; ATP binding; ABC-type transporter activity. The record is from RefSeq and is a predicted model, not a curated record. Gene Ontology annotation, cellular component: membrane. The transcript has 8 exons. Gene Ontology annotation, biological process: transmembrane transport. Lineage: Eukaryota; Fungi; Ascomycota; Eurotiomycetes; Eurotiales; Aspergillaceae.
CGCCUUUCCUCCCUUCGCGUCCGCCUCUUUUCUCUUUGGACUGAUCAAUGUUCCUACCCCCUUCUUUCUGCUCCCUUUACUCUCUGAAGUGGGUCAUACAGACCAGGGAUCUAUGAACCCGGGGGGCAUGAUGUUGAAUGGCAAUUCCCAGGUGAUCCUGGGAGAUUCCCGCCCCGGAUCCUUACCGUCGUCGACUCCAAUCUCAGCAUUCCAACCCCGCAAGCUACAGCCCUUCUGUGGCGAUGUGGAAGGCUGGGGCCCUAUCAGUCAGCUGCGAUUCGACCUGACGCCAUGCUUUCUUGACUUGACUUUGGCCAUCGUCGGCCUGUGGGGGGUGCUGAUGGGUGCCGGCGCGAUCUGGUUCUUGUUCCGAAAAAAGAUUCCCCAACCGGUAUCGACGAACUGGCAUUUCUUCGCCAAACUGGCCGUACUCGCCGCCAUUAUCUUCACCACCGCCCUCGAAGCGGCGCUGCAAAUCGAAACCUACACGCGUGUUUGGUGGAAUGAUAUCCGGUUCUGGAGCUCGAUCCUGGUGCUGCUUUCCCUGUGCGUGAUCUUCACCGUUCAAUACUACGAACACUGGAGAAGUCGACAGCCCAACGGGGUGGUUCUCUUCUACUGGCUUUUCUUCUGCGGCGCGUACGGCGUCAAACUGCGGUCGCUUGUCGAUCGGCACGCCUGGGAGGACCGACUGCCAUACUUUGUUAGCUUCAACGUGAGCUUGGGACUGGCGCUGGUGGAGUUCGUCUUGGAAUACUUGGUGCCGAAAAAGCAGAGUGACUACGAUGCUCUGGGCGAUGAGCAUGAAUGUCCCUACGAAUAUGCGGACAUUUUCUCCGUACUGAACUUUAGCUGGAUGACACCGAUGAUGAAGUUCGGAUACACCAACUUCCUGACCCAGGAUGAUCUGUGGAAUCUUCGCCCCGGCGACAGCACCCGCGCCACCGGAGGCAACCUGCAGGAGAGGUGGGACGAGGAACAGGAGAAGAAAAAGCCCUCCCUCUGGUUGGCUCUUUUCAAGGCCUUUGGAGGUCGCUAUAUGCAGGGUGCCAUGAUCAAAUGCGGAAGCGACGUACUCGCCUUCAUCCAGCCGCAGCUUUUGCGACUCCUCAUCGAGUUCAUCAACACGUACCGGACUCCCGAGCCCGAGCCAGUGAUUAGAGGUGUUGCCAUUGCGAUCGCCAUGUUUGUCGUUUCGGUGACCCAGACGAUGUGCCUCCACCAGUAUUUCCAGAGGGCCUUUGACGCCGGCAUGUACGUCAAGUCCUCGCUGACGGCUAUGAUUUACGCCAAGUCUUUGAGGCUGUCGGGCGAGGGUCGCGCUUCGAAAACCACGGGUGACAUUGUCAACCACAUGGCGGUGGAUCAGCAGCGACUGUCCGAUCUGACUCAGUUUGGCAUCCAGCUGUGGUCCGCGCCCUUUCAAAUUACCCUCUGCAUGCUGUCGCUCUAUCAGCUCGUCGGACCGAGUAUGUUCGCCGGUAUCGGGGUGAUGAUCCUCAUGGUCCCAUUCAAUGGAGCGAUCGCGCGGAUGAUGAAAAAGCUCCAACUGACCCAGAUGAAGAACAAGGACUCCAGGUCGCGUCUGAUGACGGAGAUUCUCAACAACAUCAAGAGCAUCAAACUCUAUGCCUGGAACACGGCGUUCAUGAACAAGCUCAACCACAUCCGAAACGACCUCGAGCUGAACACUCUUCGCAAAAUCGGAGCGACCCAGUCAGUUGCUAACUUCACAUGGCAGUCGACUCCUUUCCUAGUCUCGUGCUCUACCUUUACUGUCUACGUCCUCACGGAUUCCCGGCCUCUGACCACCGCCGUGGUCUUCCCUGCCCUGACUCUCUUCAAUCUCCUCACUUUCCCCCUGGCGAUCCUGCCCAUGGUUAUCACCUCCAUCAUCGAGGCCUCGGUUGCCGUCAAGCGAUUGACGGAGUACCUCAAUGCGGAAGAACUGCAGACCGACGCCGUGAAGUUUGAAGACCCUGUGGCUCACAUGGGCGACGAGUCGGUGCGCAUCUGCGAUGCCUCGUUCACCUGGAACAGAUAUGAGCCCACCCCCGUGAUCGAAAACAUCGACUUCAGUGCCCGCAAGGGCGAACUCAGCUGUAUCGUGGGUCGCGUCGGCGCCGGCAAGUCUUCUUUCCUGCAAGCGCUCCUGGGAGACUUGUGGAGAACCGAAGGUGAGGUCGUCGUACGUGGUCGUGUCGCAUACGUUGCGCAGUCGUCCUGGGUCAUGAAUGCCAGCGUUCGUGAGAACAUUGUUUUCGGACAUCGGUGGGACCCUGAGUUCUAUGAUCUCACUGUCAAUGCGUGUGCUUUGCGUGACGACUUCAAAUCCCUGCCGGACGGCGAUCAAACAGAAGUCGGAGAGAGAGGAAUCUCACUUUCCGGAGGACAAAAGGCCCGUUUGACGCUGGCAAGAGCCGUGUAUGCCCGUGCCGAUAUCUACCUGCUCGAUGACGUCCUCUCCGCGGUCGAUCAACACGUGGGACGACAUCUCAUCAACAAGGUCCUUGGCCGCGAUGGUAUUCUGAGCACCAAGACGAGAAUCCUCGCAACGAACGCUAUUCCGGUCCUCAAAGAGGCGGACUUUAUCGGUCUACUACGCAACAAGACUAUCAUCGAAAAGGGUACCUACGAGCAGCUGAUCGCCAUGAAGGGCGAGAUAGCCAACCUUAUCCGUACGACCAUGAACGAUUCCGACGAGGAUGAGGAUUCGACCAGUGAUGACCACGGCCUGGCUAGCCCGGAAAGCUCGGAAUCUGCUACCGUCAUCGAUAACCCGGAGUCCGAGAACACGGAUACAGACGAGGCCGAGCAGCAGUUGGGAACGAUUGCUCCGAUCAGAGUGGGUCAGCAACGGAGGGCCAGCGGCACGACCUUACGGCGUGCUAGCACGGCGACCUGGCACGGACCCAGGCGCAAGAUCUCGGAUGAAGAAAACGUGUUGAAGACCAAGCAGUCCCAGGAAACUUCUCAGCAGGGUAAGGUGAAAUGGAGCGUCUACGGCGAGUACGCCAAGAACAGCAAUAUUGUCGCGGUCGCUUUCUACAUGCUCGCGCUCUUGGGUGCUCAGACGGCGCAAGUUGCCGGUAGUUUUUGGCUCAAGCAUUGGACAGAGGAGAGCGAAUUUCAGCUACAUCCUAGUAUUGGUAAAUUCAUUGGAGUCUAUCUGGCAUUUGGUUUUGGAUCCUCCAUCUUGGUCAUUGUCCAGAACCUCAUCCUAUGGAUCUUCUGCUCGAUCGAGGCCUCCCGCAAGCUGCACGAGCGGAUGGCUUUCUCGAUCUUCCGUUCUCCCAUGAGCUUUUUCGAGACUACGCCGUCUGGUCGCAUUCUCAAUCGGUUCUCUAGUGAUGUAUAUCGAAUUGAUGAGGUACUUGCGCGCACGUUCAACAUGUUGUUUGGAAAUUCCGCCAAAGCACUGUUUACUAUGCUGGUUAUCGCAUCUUCGACCCCCGCGUUUAUCUUACUGGUGAUCCCCCUGGGGUAUAUCUAUUUGAGUUAUCAGAAGUACUAUCUCCGAACGUCGCGAGAAUUGAAGCGUCUGGACAGUGUUUCUCGAAGCCCGAUCUUUGCGCACUUCCAGGAGUCUCUUGGCGGUGUGUCAACUAUCCGCGCAUACCGGCAGGAAGAGAGGUUCAUCCUCGAGAACGAAUGGCGCAUGGAUGCGAAUCUCCGUGCAUACUUUCCCUCCAUCAGCGCGAACAGAUGGUUGGCUGUCCGUUUGGAGUUCAUUGGCUCGAUCAUUAUCCUGGCUUCCGCGGUACUUUCAAUCAUCUCCGUGGCGAGUGGCAGCGGACUAUCUGCAGGCAUGGUCGGUCUGGCAAUGUCGUAUGCGCUCCAGAUCACCCAGUCCCUCAACUGGAUCGUCCGACAGACGGUGGAAGUGGAAACGAACAUUGUGUCGGUCGAACGUGUCCUUGAGUACGCCAACCUGCCCAGUGAGGCACCUGAGGUGAUCUUCAAGAACCGCCCGGCCAUCGGCUGGCCAGCGCAAGGCGCCGUGUCCUUCAACAACUACAGCACCCGCUACAGGCCCGGAUUGGACCUCGUGCUCCGCGAUAUCAACCUGGACAUCAAGCCUCACGAGAAGAUCGGCGUUGUUGGACGCACUGGUGCCGGAAAGAGCUCGCUUACGCUGGCGCUGUUCCGUCUCAUCGAACCGACUGGGGGGAACAUCAGCAUCGAUAAUCUAAAUGUGUCUACGAUUGGGCUGUUCGACCUCCGAGGCCGUCUGGCUAUCAUCCCGCAGGACCCUGCCAUGUUCGAGGGUACCAUCCGAGAUAAUCUAGACCCGCGACACGUGCAUGACGACACGGAACUUUGGAGCGUUCUCGAGCAUGCACGUCUGAAGGACCACGUUGCGCAGAUGGACGGCCAGCUCGAUGCCCGAGUCCAAGAAGGAGGAUCCAACCUCAGCCAAGGCCAGCGCCAGCUAGUUUCGCUCGCGCGGGCGUUAUUGACGCCCAGCAACAUCCUUGUGCUAGACGAAGCAACGGCGGCGGUGGACGUGGAAACAGAUGCGUUGUUGCAACGCACGUUACGCAGUAGCAUCUUCUCGGAGCGCACCAUCAUCACGAUCGCGCAUCGCAUCAACACGAUCAUCGACUCAGACCGCAUCGUUGUACUCGACAAGGGGCGCGUGGUCGAGUUUGACACCCCCGCCGAGCUGAUCAAGCAAGGCGGUAAAUUCUACGAGCUAGUGCGCGAGGCCGGUCUGCUCGACAGCGACGGAAGCGCGCCUGCACAGUGAGUAACAACUGGGGGCAAGUAGCUUGCGGCACAGCCGAUCGCAGCUGGCGUGCGGCUGGUGGGUGUGGACGUGGGAUGGAUGACUGGCUGGCUGGGCUCUGGGUCCGCCAU